UCAAAAGGUGAUGAAUCGCUUGAAGCAGCUACAUUAAUAGCACGAGUAGUCGAACACUCUCCAACCUUGAAUCAACAAAACUUUAAUGUAAGCCGCGGUAAAGGCAUUAAAGGCAGUAAUUUAACGUACCUCUUCGUUGAUGCAGUCAAGGCAAGAGCUAUGAUUCAUUUUUCUGAGUCUUUAUGGAAAAUUUGA
Acaulospora morrowiae is the source of this 195-nucleotide messenger RNA. Lineage: Eukaryota; Fungi; Glomeromycota; Glomeromycetes; Diversisporales; Acaulosporaceae. The record is from the annotation of a GenBank genome assembly.